CAUUCCUACAGCUUUUGAAAUAGACACGUUAAAUGAAAUGCUUGAUAACAUGACAUUUGAAAAUGUUAUGGUCAAGCUGGAGGGUGUGUUUAUGCUUAAAGCAAACCACCCAAAUGAGGAAAUUGAGUUAUCCCUGCAUGAAAAUUAUAUUUCACUAAAAACUCAGACGAGUGUUGAGUACAAAGCAGCUAAAACAUUUGUUACCAAAGAGGAGUUGAAAGCGCUAGAAGUAUGGCUGGACAAAUGUAAGAAACAGGGUGUGAAAGCUGUGCUGCCGAGUACUGUAAAGAAACAGGAAAUAGUUGAUCCUGUAGAGGAACAAUGGUUGGCUACGAGAAUCAGCAACGACAGAACGAAUGACGACAGUAGUGGUGACGACGGAAAGAGUGACGAGAGAAUCAGUAACGACAGAACGAAUGACGACAGUAGUGGUGACGACGGAAAGAGUGACGAGGGAACUAGAUAUGACGGAACUAGUUAUAAGAGGAGUGUCAACACAACGAGAGCUAUGAUUCAUAAUGUAGAAGGAGAUAAUAUAACUCAGUUGGCCACUGAGACAAAAGGUAAAGGUCUACCUAAAAUAAUUGAGACAAAACCGGUAAAAAUAUCUCUAAAGAAAUUUAACGUUCCUAAACUAUUGAAUAAAUCUGACAAUAAAAAUUGUUUAGAUGACACAAAUACAGAAACUAAACAAAAGACUGACGAAAAGGCGACUGCCUGGAUACCUUGCUUCAAUGCCAUGGACAAUAUGCUGUUGCAGCAGUCCAAAAUGUUGGCUAGCUUAACUGAAACUAUGAAAAGCAUGGAGAAAAGGCAAUCAGAAAUUAUGGAAGAGUUAUGUCGUAACCGACAAAAUAUGAGUGAUCUGGGUAAACAAGUAGAGAAAAUCGAGUGUAAUAUAAAACAGGCAGAGGCAAAUCGAAAUCAGACAAAAUCAGGAGAGACCAGAGCAGCAAUGACAGUUAAGAAAGGUACGAGUGCGAGAUGUUAUGAGUGCUCUGAUUUUGGUCAUAUCAGUUAUGAUUGCCCCCGAAAAGGAACAGGUGUUGUGAAAUGUUACGAGUGUAAUAAGUUCACAAACCAUAAGGCUGACGAGUGUCCUCAAAGACAGGAAAGACUAAAGAAGCAAGGAUCUACGAGUGGUCGAGUUUAUAAAGAGGUAAUGGCAGGUAUAAUUACAAUAAAAACUUACAAAAAUCUGGACAGAUUAACGACAGACGACAGACAUUGA
This is a messenger RNA of Chelonus insularis, 1231 nucleotides long. RefSeq lists its product as uncharacterized. Gene Ontology annotation, molecular function: zinc ion binding; nucleic acid binding. Bases 38 to 1231 code for a protein of 397 amino acids. Lineage: Eukaryota; Metazoa; Arthropoda; Insecta; Hymenoptera; Braconidae. The record is from RefSeq and is a predicted model, not a curated record. The transcript is spliced from 3 exons.